Messenger RNA from Pangasianodon hypophthalmus (striped catfish), 4395 nucleotides. RefSeq names its product FLVCR heme transporter 1 (gene flvcr1). The transcript has 10 exons. Gene Ontology annotation, biological process: mitochondrial transport; transmembrane transport; erythrocyte differentiation. The record is from RefSeq and is a predicted model, not a curated record. Bases 235 to 1797 code for a protein of 520 amino acids. NCBI's taxonomy places the organism in Eukaryota, Metazoa, Chordata, Actinopteri, Siluriformes, Pangasiidae. Gene Ontology annotation, cellular component: membrane; mitochondrion. Gene Ontology annotation, molecular function: heme transmembrane transporter activity; heme binding.
GGCUUGUGGGCGUGGUCAUGGGUGGGCUGCUCAGGAAACACAGCACGCCGCAUCCCGUCAUCACACGCAGUAAGUCCGCGCUGAGACUUGAAUAUUUUAGAGCCGGGAUCAGACAGGAACAAUGCGGAGCUCAUGGCGGUGUUAGUGCUCGGUUUAACUGGGUAGAAGGCAGCGUGUUCAGCAGCCCGGAGUGGCGGAUGUGAUUAGAGAGAGGCGAGCGAGCGCGUGGUGAUCAUGGUGGCGGGGGAGAUGGUGCAGGAGCCCGUGAGGCGCGGGGACACACCUGCCCCUGGCGGAGGCAGCAGCGCGGAUCUGUGCGCCAGCGUGGACGAGUGCGCGGUGAGGGAGGUGCAGGAGCCGGACCCCGAGCCUCCUCCCGCAGAGAGCCACGCCAUGCUCCCCGCAGAGCAGCAGAAACCUCUCCACACCAGGCUGUACCGCAGGCGCUUCGCAGUGCUCGCCAUCUUCAGCCUGUACUCCCUGCUCAACGCCUUCCAGUGGAUCCAGUACAGCAUCAUCACCAACGUCUUCACGCACUUCUACAGCGUCACCAACCUGAUGAUAGACUGGCUGUCGGUGGUCUACAUGCUGGCGUACAUCCCGCUCAUCUUCCCCGCUACCUGGCUGCUGGACCGGGCCGGGCUGCGGGUCACUGCGCUGCUCGGCGCCGGACUCAACUGCGCAGGCGCGUGGCUGAAGUGCGCGAGCGCCGGGCCCGGGCUGUUCUGGGUCACCAUGGCGGCGCAGGGCGUCUGCUCUGUGGCCCAGGUCUUCAUCCUCGGCCUGCCCUCCAGAAUCGCGUCCGUGUGGUUCGGCCCGAGAGAGGUGUCCACUGCCUGUGCUGCUGCCGUGCUGGGAAACCAGCUGGGCGUGGCUAUAGGGUUUCUGCUGCCACCUGUCCUGGUCCCUAACACACCAGAUGAUAAAGAUCUGAUGGCCCACAAUAUAAGUAUAAUGUUCUAUGGGACAGCUGCCAUCUCGACCGUGCUCUUCAUUUUAACAGUCAUUGUCAUUCAAGACAGACCCCCUGUACCCCCAAGCCAAGCUCAGGCGGUGUUGCCCACGGGCCUAGCAGAAGAUUAUUCCUAUAAACAGUCCAUCAUUAAUCUAUUCAAGAGCAAGCCGUUCGUCCUGCUCCUGCUGAGUUACGGCAUCAUGACCGGAUCGUUCUAUUCAGUGUCCACGCUCCUCAACCAGAUGAUCAUCAGUCAUUAUGAGGGAGAGGAGCUGAACGCAGGCAGAAUCGGCCUCACCCUGGUCGUGGCUGGAAUGGUAGGCUCCAUCCUUUGCGGGCUGUGGCUGGAUCAUACGAAAACCUACAAAAUGACGACGCUGAUCGUGUACGUUCUCUCCUUCGUCGGCAUGCUGGUGUUCACCUUCACGCUGGACCUGGGCCAUCUACUCGUGGUCUUCUUCACGGGAGGAGUACUUGGGUUUUUUAUGACCGGAUACCUGCCCAUUGGUUUCGAAUUUGCUGUUGAAAUCACCUACCCAGAGUCCGAAGGCACUUCAUCCGGUCUUCUUAAUGCUUUCGCUCAGUUGUUUGGAAUCAUCUUCACAUUAAUUCAAGGGAAGCUCACCACAGACUACAACCCGCUGGCCGGAAACAUCUUCCUGUGUGCCUGGAUAUUCAUCGGCAUCAUUCUAACAGCGUUGAUAAAAUCAGAGCUGAAAAGACAUGAUGUCAACAUGGGCAAUAGAUGUCAGGCGGUUCCUACUGAGUGUCCUGUGGAGAAGGUGUCCAACGGUGUAAAGCUGGAUUUCUCGUCGGAUUUCUCACCCGAGACCACACUGUAAGCCCACUGAGGCCGGAGACUGUGCUACACUCCACCUCCACUCCUCCACCUUCACCUCCACACCUCCACCUCCACACCUUCACCUCCACAACAUCUUCGCAGACCCAACCAAGCUUACUUGAAUUUCCUGUACUGUAAUUCUUUACGGGAUUGUUGAAGCUGCUGAGUAAGCUUUAAUACCAUUAUCUGUAUUUGUAUCUGUAUCUGUUUAGCGCUUAAAACAUUCCUAUCUGUUUUCAUAUUUAAACCAGAAGUGGGCGUGGUCCAUAAAUUUAUUAUUAUUAUUUUUUUUUUUGAAAACACAAACAGGGCUGCUGGAAAAAGACGCCAUUUUUAAUUCACAAAUUAUAACAACGUUAUUUUUAUUUAUUUAUUUGUUUGGUUAUUUUUUAAAUUAUAUAACUUCAGUUAUAUAAAUUUAGUCCUAUGGAAACUUCUGGAAAGCUUUCUAUCAAAGAAAGAAUUUAGAGAGCUGUUUCAAAGCAGCAGUGUCCUUCCCAUAUAAAGAAGCUGUAAUUUACAGUUGACAACAGCAGCCAGUUGACAGUCUAAUAACAUUUGAUCAGACUGACAUUAGAUUUGAGUUUGAUCAGAAACGUUCACCGGACAUGUGAUCAGAAUCCGUUAUGAAGCUGGACGCACUCGGAGUGCUUCUGGAGUUCUUUAAGCAGCAUUUCAUUAUAACAACUUUAUGAUUUUUCACGAUGAUGAAGAACCAUCAUUUUAAGAAUGAUGACAAACAUGAGCAAUGAAGGUACAAGUUAAUAUUUUUAAAAUGGAUUAUUUUUGGAGACCCAGCAGCUGCGUGCAGCUGUUUGCAGCUGCGUGGUUUUAUUUUGGAGCUCAGUAAGACAGUGUUUAGGUCUGAUGAACUACUGAUGAAAAAAAUGCAUGGUCCAUCAUACAAUGACAAUUCGUAUAAUAAUAUUUAUACUGUGAGCAGGGUUGCCAGAUUGUGUGUAGAAUAUCUGUAUAUUGCAGAUAUAUAUUACACAUCAGAAAUGUUCACUACUCUUCACUUUUUUCACAAAACGACUGAGGAAAAGAAGAAAAAUAUGUCUACCAUUUCCCAUGUCUGAAUAUAUUGGGCUAGUUUCGAGUCUGUGGGUUUGGAGUUGUUGUUAGGAUGCUUUUAAACUGCACAUUUAAAAAUCAUGACCUUUUUAUUCGUUUCAUUCUGCGGGAUCCCAACACAUGCACACACAGUCUGAAGCUGGCAAGAAAAAAAAAACAAAUGGAAACAAUUAUUAAUUAUUAAUUAGUUAUUAUUAUUGUGUUAAUGGCACUAGAUAGUUAAGUGUUAUAGUAGCUAAUCCUUAUUCCUGACUAGUUUAUAUUGAAACGUUUAGAUUUCUUUUCCUCAUCCCUACCUGCUGCUUUUUAACAUCUUGUGAUUACUGGGUUUUUUCCAUAUUUUUGUUCCUGCAUUGGUUUAAAUCAGCAAGAUGAAUGCCCAUGAUGACUGAGCAAUUAAAGCACAAAUCAGUGCUGCAUGCAGCGCUUCUGAACCAGGCGUCUGUAAAGCAGAGCACAUGAUUUCCCCACCCUUCAUAAAGCGCAAAACAUCAGCCAUGGUCACUGUGAAGGAGCUCAUUUACACUUAAAGGUGAUUAAAGCUGAGAAAUGGCCUUGCACACCGAGUAGUUUUACAUGAUAAUGUAAAUAAUGUCCAGUACAAAGCCCUCAGUGUGUUAAUUAGCUCUUUAGCUAGCCGACUACUUGGCGACUAAAGACGCUGCAGCACAAUUCUGACAUUCCUUUUAACGUCACGAUGCUCAUUUCCUCUUUUUAACACCGUGCCUUUGCACAUGUUGGCUUUUCUGCACACACACACGACUUCUGAGCCAGUUUCAGCCAUCACAGAACGUGUUAGAAUUAAUUCUAGCAUGAACUCUACUACUGCACAUGAGUGCGGCCUGGACUUAGAAAUACAAAGACGGCUAUGGCACAAUGUUUUUAAUAUUUAUGAAGUGAUUUAAGGAGAGACAUUAGGAUUCUCUGUCAUUCUACUGUGAAAUGGUGGGUUAUUAAAACAGCAGCCAUGUUGUAAAGAAUCUACUGUUUCAUCCUUUCAAACAGCACAACUAUGUAGUUGUUUGUGGAUUUACUGACACGUUCUAACGUUGUGUAAUUUUGGUUUUUGGGGAUUAGUAUUAUUAUUAUAAUUUUUAUUUUUUUACCUCAGAAGUGCGGUAUGUGGGAAAGGACUCUUUUGUAACAGUGUGAUUUACUAUUUCUUUUCAGAUCUAAAUUUUGUAUUGUCAACAACUGCAUAUUUAUGUCCAUUUGAUGGCUUGUUAUUUAUUAGUUUGCAGUCUAAUAUGUUUGUAUGAGCAAAGUGCACUCCUGGGAACGAAUACAUCGCAGUCUUGUUGCUGGCUUCACCUUCAAACCUUUCAGACAGAACAUGCCUGUUUUUGCUUGACGUUUGGAAAAAUAUUUGUAUGAGCUUCAUUAUUAUAUUUGCUGUUCAGAUUACAAUGCGUUCUGGGUCAAUUCUGUAAAUGAAGUCUGUAGUAAUGAUGACUCUCUCUCUGGCCUCCGGGAGGCUGUGUAACCAACAUUACUUUGGCUAAUAAAGUAAACGAAUGGCUGUUGA